AACACAUGACGGAAGUCUUUUUUAUUUUUAAUCUUCAUCUAAAAGCUCAGAUUGCGGACGAGGAACAAGUUGCUUUUGUUUCAUAACAGAAGAACUAAAAUGCGUCUGAUCCACAACAUGACGACCAUCACGGAGUCUCCGGUACCGAACCGCGUCAUUAAAAUCGCCGUGAUCGGAGGUAGCGGCGUAGGAAAAACAGCGUUGGUGGUCCGAUUCCUCACCAGGCGCUUCAUCGGAGACUACGAGAGGAACGCAGGUAGUCUGUACUCCAGAGAAGUCCAGGUGGACGGACAGCAAGUGACCAUCCAGGUCCAGGACACCGCUGGUGCAGAGCUGACUGAUAAUGCUGUCAGUCUGUCCGACCAUGUGACCAGCUCCAUCCGGUGGGCCGACGCCGUGGUGAUGGUUUACUCUGUGACAGACAGCCACAGCUUUGACCUCAUCCAUCAGCUGCAUCAGUCGGUUGUCUGUGCCAGCAGCUCCAAAGCGCCCCCUGUGGUCCUGCUGGGUAACAAAGUGGACCUGCUGCACCUGAGGCGCGUCGACUCCCAGCAGGGCUCCUCGCUGGCCGGCGAGCUGGACUGCUCCUUCUACGAGGUGUCGGCCAGUGAGGACUACAGCCAGGUGCACGGGGCUUUCCACAGGCUGUGCUGCCAGCUAGCCAAGCAGCUGCCUCCCGCCACAGUUACCGCUCCUCACAACUCCACCGGUGCCGCCAUGGAGAAGAGGCGCUCGCUGCUCAUCCCUCGACCCAAGUCUCCCAAUAUGCAAGAUCUGAAGAGACGCCUCAAGCAAGCACUGUCAGCUAAAGUCAGGACGGCCUCCUCUGUGUGAAGAGAAGAACACGGUCAGGAGCGGCGAGUCUCCACUGACAUCCUUUAACAGAGCUCAGGAGAAUAACGGCGACUGGGACGAGGCGGUGGGCAGAAGUUUUUAAAUGACCUGUCUGAGGGCACAGAGCCAAAUGCUGGCAGAUCCCCUGAGAGGAGCCACGAGGUCGACGUGUUGAGGAGCAGAAGAGACGUUUGAGGAUUCUGGAAUCUCAGACGCUCAACAUGAACUCCUAAAUCAGCCU
Messenger RNA from Thalassophryne amazonica, 1075 nucleotides. RefSeq names its product RAS-like, family 11, member B (gene rasl11b). Gene Ontology annotation, molecular function: GTP binding; GTPase activity. Bases 100 to 834 code for a protein of 244 amino acids. Lineage: Eukaryota; Metazoa; Chordata; Actinopteri; Batrachoidiformes; Batrachoididae. The record is from RefSeq and is a predicted model, not a curated record. The transcript is spliced from 4 exons.